This is a messenger RNA of Prunus armeniaca (apricot), 210 nucleotides long. The record is from the annotation of a GenBank genome assembly. Lineage: Eukaryota; Viridiplantae; Streptophyta; Magnoliopsida; Rosales; Rosaceae.
AUGGCGAAUGAGGAUCUGGUUUCAUGGAAUGCAAUACUAGCAGGUUACUCUCAAGAGGGAAAUCAUGGGCUUGAGGCGAUUUUUGUCUUUAUUGAGAUGGUGGGAGAAGGGAUGGGGUUAGAUCAUGUCUCAUUUACUAGUGCAGUUUCAGCUUGUGGUCAUGAAAUGAAUUUAGAAACUUGGGAAACAGAUACAUGGCUUGACAAUUAA